AUGCAAAUCAAGACAUUCGCCCUUUCAGCCGCAAUCGCCCAAGUUGCUACUCUUGCCUUAGCCGACACCUCCUCCAAUUACUGGCAAUCGUUCACUUCUCAAAUUAAUCCCAAGAACAUCUCCAUUCCCUCCAUUGAGCAAACCUCAUCCAUUGACCCCACUCAAGAGUGCACCUACUAUAGCCCUGAUGCCUCAUUGUUUUCGUUCAACGCUUCUGAAUGGCCCUCUAUCUGGGAAGUAGCCACCACCAAUGGCAUGAAUGAGUCUGCCGAGUUCCUCAGUGUGUACAACUCGAUUGACUGGACCAAGGCACCCAACAUUUCUGUCCGUACUCUCAACGCCCAAGGCAAUCUGGAUACCACUGGUUAUGACACUGCUACUGACCCUGAUUGUUGGUGGACAGCCACCACGUGUACCUCUCCCAAGAUUGCUGAUAUCAAUGAUGAUAUCUCAAGAUGUCCUGAACCCGAGACCUGGGGUUUGACCUACGAUGAUGGACCCAACUGUUCUCACAACGCCUUUUAUGAUUACCUUCAAGAGCAGAAAUUGAAGGCCUCCAUGUUUUAUAUCGGUUCCAAUGUUGUUGACUGGCCAUACGGUGCUAUGCGCGGUGUUGUUGAUGGUCAUCAUAUUGCAUCCCACACAUGGUCUCACCCCCAAAUGACUACCAAGACCAACCAAGAGGUCCUUACUGAAUUCUACUAUACUCAAAAGGCCAUUAAGCUCGCUACUGGUUUGACCCCUCGUUACUGGCGUCCUCCUUAUGGUGAUAUCGAUGAUCGUGUUCGUUGGAUUGCCUCUCAAUUGGGUUUAACUGCUGUUAUUUGGAAUCUCGAUACUGAUGAUUGGUCUGCUGGUGUUACUACUACUGUUGCAGCUGUUGAACAAAGUUAUUCCGAUUAUAUUGCUAUGGGUACCAACGGUACUUUUGCCAACAGUGGUAACAUUGUCUUGACCCAUGAAAUUAACAACACAACUAUGAGCAUGGCUGUUGAGAACUUGCCCAAGAUCAUCUCUGCUUACAAGCAAGUCAUUGAUGUCGCUACCUGUUACAACAUUUCUCAUCCUUACUUUGAAGACUAUGAAUGGACCAAUGUCUUGAACGGCACCAAUGCUGCUUCUUCUGCCAGUGGACCUGCUGCCAGUGGAGCUGCUGCUACCGCUUCUAGAGGAGCUAUCACUCCUGCUGCUCAAGUCAACGCUUCUACCAGCGGCGCCAUGUCUGUUCUCCCCAACCUUGCCAUGAUUUCUGCCUUCAUUGCCACCUUGUUAUUUUAA
This is a messenger RNA of Mucor velutinosus, 1278 nucleotides long. RefSeq names its product Bifunctional purine biosynthesis protein PurH. Gene Ontology annotation, cellular component: membrane. Lineage: Eukaryota; Fungi; Mucoromycota; Mucoromycetes; Mucorales; Mucoraceae. The transcript has a single exon. Gene Ontology annotation, biological process: carbohydrate metabolic process. The record is from RefSeq and is a predicted model, not a curated record. Gene Ontology annotation, molecular function: chitin deacetylase activity. The coding region runs from base 1 to 1278 and encodes 425 amino acids.